Coprinopsis cinerea okayama7#130 is the source of this 4725-nucleotide messenger RNA. RefSeq lists its product as hypothetical. The coding region runs from base 1 to 4725 and encodes 1574 amino acids. Gene Ontology annotation, molecular function: protein binding. Lineage: Eukaryota; Fungi; Basidiomycota; Agaricomycetes; Agaricales; Psathyrellaceae. The record is from RefSeq and is a predicted model, not a curated record. The transcript is spliced from 6 exons.
AUGGACAAUUCUACCAAUACGCCAGGAUCUGAAUGCACGGUCCUCGACGAGCACGAAUCAUCGAGUCAAGGCGAGGACGAGCUAGAGCAAGCUUUGUCCCGCGUGAAUGAGCUACUGGACGAGGCCACGCAAGGGAUGGAGGACGAUACCCUUACAAGCGCGGUCGCUGUGCUACGGGAGACCAUUCGCGAUGAACAGAACGAGGAAGCGCGGACAAAGGCUGAGAUCACCCUGAUCAAAGCCCUUGUAACCCGGUUCGCUCGAUAUGGAUGGGUGAAUGACUUGGAUGAAGGAGUGGAGCUUUUGCUGAGGGAGAGGACAAAUCCAGCCGCAUUCACAGAUGAGGACUGUGCUGGCAGUGCCGCCUCCGCCCUCGAUUCACUUCGAGAUUACCGAGAAUCCAUCGACGUGUCCAAGCUAGGAACCGCCAUCGCUAUCGCCAGCGAAGCUCUCGCUUCCGAGUGUCAUGGUGCGACCAAACGUCGAGGCGAACUAUUGCUGCGGGCUGGGAAUGCCCUCGUUUUGAAGUACCUGGUGUCCGAUGACGAGGGAGACCUGGCUUUGGCUGAGGCGUCCUUUCAAUCUGCUAAGCAGGUUUUCCGGAGCGGUGAUCCAAUGCUGUUCACUACGCUUCUCAAUCUCCAGCACAUUGCGUCCAUCAAGCUAGUGGAUUGUAAAGGAGAGAAGUCGGUCGGGUUGCUGGACUUAAAGCAGUGGCGGGACGAAAUGGAGGCCGAGGACGAAAAAGGGAGGAACGCGUACAUGCUGGGAACCCAGUUGAUGGGGGGCGAUAAACCUCAGUUGGAGGAAUCAAUCUUACAGUUCCAACAGUCCCUUUCAUUCCGGCCGCCAGGGCAUCCAAGACGUCACGAUACACUCGCAAAGUGUGCCAUUGCUCUAGGUACCCGGUUUCGCUCCACCAGCGACUUCUGUGACCUGGAACAAUGCAUCACGCUGGGCAGGGAAGCGCUCUCGUACCGCCCUUCAGACCACCCCCAGCGUCCCAUCUCAGGCAACAACCUCGCAAGCUGGCUUUUCACCCGGUUCCAGCGAAAAGGCGAGUUAGACGACCUGAAAGAGAGCGUCACGCUGUACAGGGAAGCACUCGAUCGCCUCCCUGCAGGCCACCCAUUUUGCCUCAAAGCGAUUGAAAACCUCGCAAUCUCACUUAUCACCCGGUUCAGGCACAGAGGCGAUUUACAGGACCUGGAAGAGGGUGUUUCGCUGCGCAGGGAGGCGCUCGAACUCUGCCCUGCAGGUCACCCCGACCACGCCCGUUCGCUCGACAACCUGGCAAAUUCGCUUCUCACCCGGUUCAACCAUGUGGGGGACAUCCGAGACCUCGAAGCAAGCGGUACACUGCACAGGAAGGCACUCGAACUCCGCCCCGCAGGCCACGUCGACCGCCCUCGGUCGCUCAACAACCUGGCAAGUUCGCUGUUCACCCUGUUCCAGCGCAAGGGCGACAUCCAUGACCUGAACGAAAGUGUCGUGCUGUACAGAGAAGCGCUCCAUCUGCGCCCGCGGGGCCAUCCCAACCGGUUUGACUCACUCAGCAACCUGAUCAUGUCGCUUUGCGCCCGCUUCGACCGCAACGGAGACCUCGAUGACCUGGAAGAGCGCAUCUCUCUACAAACGGAGAUGCUGGCUCUCCGGCUUCCAACCCAUCACGAUCGCCCCCGUCUGGUCAUUAACCUUGCAACCUCGCUUUUCACGCGGUUCGAACGCAAAGGGGACUUUGAAAACCUAACAGAGAGUGUCACUUUGUUCAGGGAAGCUGUCAAUCUUAGCCCUGCAGGCCACUCCAGCCGCUUCAGCUCGCUUACCAACCUAGCUAGUUCACUCUUCACCCGGUUUCGACACGAGGACAACAUCUGUGACCUAGAAGAGAGCAUCACUCUGUACAGGGAAGCUCUCGAUCUUUGCCCUGUAUCCGACCGCCCAACCUCACUCAGCAACUUGGCAUCCUCACUUUCCACUCGCUUUUAUCACCAGGGAGACGUCCGCGACCUAGAAGAGAGUGUCACACUGUAUAAGGAAGCGCUUGAACUCCGCCCUGAGGGCCAUCCCGACCGCUUCAGCUCGCUCAACAACCUGGCCACCUCAUUUGCCGCCCGGUUCCAGUACAAGGGGGAAUUCUACGACCUGGAAAAAUGUGUGUCACUGCACAGGGAAGCGGUCUCGCUCCUCCCUGAAGGCCACCGCACCGGUCCCAGCUUGUUCACCAACCUGGCAAGGUCGCUCUUCACCCGGUUCCUACACAAGGGCAACUUCCGCGACCUGGACGAGAGCAUCACACUGCACAGGAAAGUUCUCGACUUCCGCCCUGCAGGCCAUCCUGAUCGCCCCAGUUCGCUCAGCAACCUGGCAAACUCACUUUGCGCCCGCUUCGACCACAAGGGCGACUUCUGCGAUUUGGAAGAGUGCAUUGCGCUGCACAGGGAAGCGCUUGCUCUCCGUCAUACAGACCUUUCCAACCGCUCGACCUCGCUCAGUGACCUGGCAAUCUGCCUUUUCACCCGCUUCCAACACAAAAGGGACUUCUGCGACUUGGAAGAGUGUAUCACGCUGCAGCGGGAAGCGCUCGACCUCAACCCCGCAGGCCAUCUCUCACGCCCCAACUCACUCAGCAACCUGGCCAACUCGUUGCUAACCCGAUUCGGGCACAGCAGCGACUUACGCGACCUGGAAGAGUGCAUUUUGCUUCACAAGGAAGCGCUCAGCCUUCGCCCUCCAGGCCACCCCGAUCACCCCAGCUCCCUUAACAACCUAGCAUCUUCGCUUUCUGUGAGCUUUGAAUACAACGGUGGCACAGGCGACCUAGAGGGGUGCAUCGUGCUCCUGCGGGACGCCCUCCGCGCGUGGUCACAAGCGGGUAUUUCACCUUCAGCCAAGUCUGAUUCCAGUACCCCGUUGGCAGACCAUCCCCUUUCGCUUGCGGCAAUUUGGAACCUUGUAGAAGUUCUCAAAAUCAAGUAUCACGCGACCGACGACAAUGAAAUUCAGGAUGAAAUAUUCCAGCUUCUUAGUUCUGGCGCUCAAUCCCAGGGAUCGCCUCCAUUGGCGAGGCUGCGCCAUGCCAUCCGCUGGAGUUCGACUUGCCGCGUGUUUGGCCGUCUGGACACUGCACUAGAGGCCUACAGCUAUGGCGUAGAUAUCCUCCCGCAGUUAGCCUCCCUCGACCUCACGCUGGAACAACGCCAAAACGUCCUUGUCCAUGCCAAACAUUUGUCGAGGGACGCGGUGCAGUGCGCGAUCGAACAAGGGGAAUUGGAGAAGGCUGUCAUCUUUCUCUCUACCGCACGUUCCGUCUUCUGGUCCCAAGCACUCCAACUACAGGGGAGCCUCGAACAACUUCACGACCUCCAUCCUGAUUUGGCGUCAGAACUGCAUUUGGUUACUCGCCAACUGGAAAUUGCGACCCACCAGAAUGUACGACCUGACUCCAUGUCGGCCCAAGGCUCACCUCCACCUCCAUACCUUCUCGCUCAGAGGAGGGAGGAAAUCAUCGCACAGAUUCGAGCCAUCGACGGCUUCCAUGACUUCCUCCUCCCUCCGUCCUUCGAUAUUCUCAGGAAUACUACCAGAGAGAAUCCCAUUGUCUUCCUUAACGCCAGCGAGUACGGAUGUGACAUCCUGAUCCUCAAAGAGGAUGGUACUUUGCAUCGUCAUCCACUGUCGACUGAUGUGAACCGAAUAGUUGGUCUGUCGGAUGCAGUCCAACAGUUGUCCCAAGGGCGUGCCGUGGGUCAAGAACUCCAACGCAAGGUUGACAACUUUUGCGAAAGCCGAAAUAUCCGUUUGCAGUUACACCGUAAAAACAAAAUGCGACGGACGGUGGACGAUGAUUUCAAGGAGGUACUCGAGACCCUCUGGGAUGUGGUAACGGAGCCGGUCAUCAAAAUUCUGGGUUUGCAGAAGACUGAUAACCCAAAACGAAUCUGGUGGUGUCCAACAGGUCCAUUCGCCUUCCUUCCCAUCCAUGCUGCUGGCGUCUAUUCCGACAACCCUGAAGCAUCCGACUGCCUAUCCGAUUACGUUGUUUCUUCUUAUUGCUCUUCGCCGCAAGACCUCAUAGCCCCGCCGCCAACACCAAAUCUUGACUACGAAAUGCUCGUCGUCGUCGAGCCAGGAGAUUCAGGGCCCCGUACACUCAGCCUUCCAUUUACCUUGGAGGAGUUGAAGAGGAUUCAGCGCCUAGUUCCCGAUGGAAGACAUUUGGUCACCCGCAUAGGGUCAGCAGAGACGCCCUCCAUUCCCGACGCAAUCUUGGGGCACAUCAACACAGCAUCUAUCGUUCACUUUGGUUGCCACGGAUCUCAAGACUUCUCAAGUCCACUGGAUAGCUCGUUAAUGCUCAGUGGAGGGUGUCUGACCAUGCGAUCGCUGAUACGAGGUUGCCGCGCGUCCAAUGCUGCUCUUGCAUACCUGAGCGCGUGUGAGACGGCGAUGGGAGACCAGGAACGUCCCGACGAAUCUCUCUCGCUGGCUGGGACUAUGCAGUUCGCCGGCUUCCGAAGUGUGGUCGCAACUAUGUGGUCAAUCCACGACGAAGAUGCACCCCUCGUAACCGAUGUUUUCUAUCGCCACCUCUUCCGUCGUGGAACAGCAGCUCCUCCUGACAUAACCGAUGCAGCGUAUAGCCUACACCUUGCCGUGAAGAAGUUACGCGACCUUGGCCGACCAUUUCACCAAUGGGUACCUUUCGUUCAUCAUGGGAUUUAA